AAAAAAAGUUUCAAUUAUUGAGAUUAAAAGAAAAGUUGAAAAUGAAGAAAAUAACCAAAAAACUGUCGAUGAAAUAUAUGAAGCUCAAUAAGCACCGGCUCCGGCAAGACGGAUCCAUGAAGUCAGAUGAAGAUUGUGGAGAGCUUUUCUGCGAAAUUCAUAGACCGGAAAGUGAAGAAAUUAAUGAAACAAAGGAGACACCUAAAGUUACAAAGAUUAUGGAGUGCAAGCAUCGUAAGCUGAUGUUAAAUGAGAAGGAAUAUGAAAAGAAUAUUCAUGUGGAUGGUCAAGAUCGAUCCCACAUAUCUGAAUGUUCGGUUAGGAAUGAAGGUCGUGAACGCAAGGAACAACUUGAUGAGGGCCCGAUUAGAAACAUAUAUCGUGUUGAUAUGGAUCCACUAGUAGGCUCAGUUAAAAAUGGUCAUAUGGAUCAUCUUGAAGAUUUGAUUAGGGGUCGUGAUCGUACAGACCAUACUGAAGGAUCCACUAGGAAAAGUGCUGGUAAUCGUGUGGACCAGCUCGAAGGUUCUAGCAAAAAUGGUCAGAAACAACAACAUGAAGACAAUAUUGUUAAACCAAGCAAUCAUGUAGAUCAAUCCGAAAAAUCAAAUGAAUGUCCUUCUGAUUUUGCUACAAAGAGAGAUUACCUUGAUUGGAUUGAGUACGUAGAAGGAUCCAAUCAUCAUUGUUUCGAUCGAACUGAAAAUUCAGAAAAACCUUAUAAAAGGGAGGAUAUCGAUCAUGACCAGAUAAGCGUUGGACUGUCAGAAGGAUCCAUAGAAGGGUACAAUGAUGAGAUCCUAUUACUCAAGAGCUCUAAAAAUAGAAAAAAUGAGAAAUUUGAAGACUCAAAAGGUUAUAGGAAAGGAAGAGGUAGCAAGGCUAAAGAUUCAUUGAAUUUCAAAUAGGCGACUAAAGGUUAAAUGGACAUUUUAGCCCCAAAAAAAGAGAAAUUGUUCUUUCACAUUGUAUUAUAUGACAUUGAUCAUUUUAGAUAGUAUGAACUACUACUAUGUAUAAUCAUAUACUCUUAAUGAAAGUUGUCGUUUUAAUGAAGGAUCAUAUAUUUAAAUAGGUGUGAUUUUUAUGUAUAAAAACCCAAACUUAAAAGAGGGAACAUAGGAGAACACUUGACAACCUAGAUCUAUGGAGACAGAGAGAGAGAUUGAGGAAACAAAAUUUAUGGGAGGAUGGUUGUGGAUGCAAUGGAGAUAGAUGAGGAGAGAGAAAUAAAAAAGAGAA
Molecule: messenger RNA, 1242 nt
Organism: Camelina sativa (false flax)
Lineage: Eukaryota; Viridiplantae; Streptophyta; Magnoliopsida; Brassicales; Brassicaceae
Source: RefSeq, a predicted model, not a curated record